AUGCCUAAGAAAAAGACAGGGGCUCGAAAGAAAGCCGAAAAACAAAAAGAACGCCAGCGAGGAAUAAGAGAAGGUCGUGAUAGACCUAUUACGGAAUAUUUUUGCAAUGUGAUAAUGGUGGGUUUAUGCCCUUCAGUUGAGGUCUGAAAUUGUUUUACUAUUGGGAUACUAAUUAUUUGUUGUUAUAUUUUCAUUUAUUAACGAAUCAACAGGAAUGUGAUAAGUGCAAAAGGUAAGGGUGAUAGCUCUCAAUUCGCUCAGAAUAUUAUGGAAAGAAACAUGCUUGUUAUUGUGAAGAAAUAAUUGUAACGAUAAACUGUUUAAUACUGAUUUCUUUUCAUAUGCGCAUGGAUAAAAACUAUAAAAUCUCUUUCUUUCCUUUUUUUAUAGACGACAGAAAAAUCGAGCUUUCUGUUAUUUUUGCUCGUCAGUUCAGAAGUUACCUAUCUGUGGAAACUGUGGUAAAUUUAGCUUUGUACUGUAACAAUUGAUAUUAUUUUGAGGAGAGUAUUUAAGCUGUCCUGAGGAGAAACAAGGAAACUGAAGUUUAUUUUAUUCUUCUGUGUUGUAGGAAAGACAAAAUGUAUGUCUAAGAGUGGAGACUGUGUUGUUAAACAUGGAACAACUUUUACAACUGGCUUUGGGAUGGUGGUGAGUGUUUUUUUAUUUUUGCUGAAGAAUUUUCAGCUUAAAUACCAGCCCUUUUCACCCUUUGACCCCAAGAUCUCAUUGUUAAUUCUCAUUACUGGCUGCCAUAUAAGUCUUAUGACAUUACUUUGGAGAAUUUGGUAUUGGAUCAACCCUAUUGAUACUUUUCUGUAUUCUCAUCACUUAUCUGUUUGAUAUUGUAUUAAUAUUGUUGUAGUCAUUCAUGAGAGUUAAAGAGUUAAAAACACUAAAAUUUGUGUACUUUUAAUUUUUUUAAUUACAAAUUGCAGCAUGUAAUUUUUGUGAGAUAUAUUUUAAGGAAUUUAAAGGUCAGCUGCAGUAUCAUAAUUUAUCACAAUAUUUCUUUACUCUGUUUGUAGGGAGCCAUUUGUGAUUUCUGUGAGGCUUUUAUCUGCCACGGCAAAAAAUGUUUAACCACUCAUGCUUGUGAAUGUGCCAUUAGAGAUGGUGAAUGUAUUGAGUGCGAACGAGGUGUCUGGGAUCAUGGUAUGUGUUACAUUGCAAAGAGUCAUUAAUCAUGACUUCUUACCAACCAAGCCUUAGUACCUUAGUACUCUACUGGCAAAUGUUGGCCUGUGAUUGUGGCAGUACAGGGUAGUAUGGAUCCAGCGUAGUGAGGUCCAUACAAAAAAUGAUGAAGUUUAAAGAGCAUUUCAUUUAUCUCAAAUAUUAGAGGGAAAACUUUAAAUCUGUCUUCUUGUGUGCAAGGUUUCUGGGAAAUCUUGAGGCCUGAAAGAAAAAAUUUAUGGGUCAUGUUAAAUUUUAAGUGUCUCAGUUAACUUUGAUGUUUAUAUUUAUUUGAAAUAUUUGUUUCUCUCUUGUAAAGGGCUCAGAGGCUUGCAAUAAGCACUAUUUAAAUUGUUAAUUCAUUGUUUUACUUAUUUUAUCGUGGGUCAUUGCUCUUCUUGGUUCUCUGUAGCUGGAAUAGUACCUAAUCUUCAAUUGCUCUUUUUCUUUUCAAGGUGGACGUGUUUUUGUGUGUUCUUACUGUGCAUCAUAUUUGUGUGAAGAUGACCAAUUUGAGCAUCAAGCCAAAUGCCAAGUACUUGAGUCUGAGACAUUAAAAUGUAAGUUUUUAGAUGAGUUGGCAAAAUACAAGGAUUUGUUUGGGAAUAAACAGUUUCACUCUCAACUUAAAACAUAUGAUCUUGUUUUGAAUAAAAACAAGCUUACCUAGCUUAAUUUUGUAUUGUGUGAAUUUUCUGGGCUGAUUUAGUGUGGUUUUAUUUUAUCUGCCUUUCCCUCUGUACAAUCCUUUUGUUUGGUUGGUAUUAUACAGAGUCCUGUCAUGGGAAAGGAUUAUAAAGAGGAAAAAAGAUGAACUAAUUUAGACCAAAAUUGGUCCUAAAUCAGCCCAGAAAAUUUCACAUGAUACAAAAAGCCAGGUAGGUUUGUUUUUAUUCAAAACUAGUCGUGAAGUUUUAGGUUGGGAGUGUGCUAUUAAUUCCUCUAAAAAUAAAUUGUUAUAUUUUUGCCCAUUGCACAACAUAAACAUUUAGUAUUUGUACAUUUAAGGAGGCUCACUGAUUUUUUUUAACUCUGGGCUUCCUGUGGCAUAGCUGGUAUAUAAAGGGUUGGUAGUGAGAGAAAUCAGUUGGAGUAUGAAGUAGAAUCCAGGUAAUCUGGCUUUGUGUUUCAUUUCACAUGCACCAGGUGGUUCCUGUAACAGAUUAGGUCAAUACUCAUGCCUCAAGUGCAAGGUAAAUUUUCUUUAUUUUUCUAUUGAAAACAUGACAUUUUACUUUUUCAGUGGAAAAAUUUUGAUCAUCAUUUUCCUCAUAGAGUACAUCUAGCUGCCAUACAGGCUUUUUUUCUAUUAAGCUGUCGAUAAUAAAUAACUUUUUAAACAGUGUGUUAAACAAAGCUCAUUCAAUCUUUCCUUUUACUGACCUGGUUUGUCACCAAGAGCCUGCAGUCUUGUAGCUCAGUCUAUGCAGCUUAGUGAGUUUGAAUCCUUAUAUGGGACUCAAACGAAUUAGCUGAUGUACAAAGGACCCAAUGACCCCUUCCCUCUCUGAAAUAGUGUUGAACACCACUUGCAAUUUAUGUUGCUACUGAAAGUAACUAAACAGUGUCACAGCGUUCCGUGAUCAAAACAGAAAAAUCAUCGAUAAACAGAAAUGCAAAUACACUGUUGCUUCAUUUUUUUUAUUCACUAACCUGUGUCAGCGGGUUUGGGACCCCUCCCCUCCUCCGGUCCAUUUCUGCCAGCGGAUUUGGACCUCCCGGCCCAAAAUGGACCCUGGCCUGAGUGAAUGCUUUAAAAUAUCAAAAUUCGUACAGGCAUGUUACUGCGACGAUCACGUCAAAAGAAAAGGAGUUAAAUACGUUAGAGGACAGCCUAUACCCUGUCCAAAAUGUGGAUACCAGACCAAAGAGACCAAAGAUCUGAGCAUGUCCAGUAAGUUAACAUUUCCAAUUCAAAAUUCUUUGGCGUUUUCAUGGCGUUGUACGUUCGUUGUUUCAGAUCAUCUCUUUACUUUUAAUUUUAGCUCGUAACUACGCGUAUUCUCGUCAACGAAAUGAUGUGAACGACGACGACGAUGAUGACUACGGGUCCAGCGGUUUCAGUUACGGGUCAAGUGGGUUCAGUUACGGGUCAGGCGGGUACGCUUACGGGACAUCCCACUACGCAGAUAAUGAAGACGAAGAUGAAGAUGAUAGUGAUGAGGAUGAUGACGAGGAGGAAGAGGAGAAAGAAGAAAUUGAUGAUGAUGACGAUGACAAAGAAGACAAACAGGAUAGAAGUGACAUGGACGACAAGUUGUCUGAAUUAAAAGUUUCAGUGUCUUGACCAAACUCAAAGGUUUUCUUGGAAUUGGACGACUCUUUAUUAUCUGCAGAAACUGGCGUUUAUGCAAAGAAUAUUUUAUUAUUGCAGAAGAAUAAAAUAAUGAAUUAAAUAACAGAGAAGAGUCAGUAGAAUCGUACCGGUCAAAAGUUUGAAAAUGAACUGACAUUUGUAAUGUUUGUCCUUGCACAUGUAAGCAUUGUAAAGACUUAUAACGUUUUUGAAUUAGCGCCUUGACUAGAGGGAAAUUGCGCGAAUUCUUGUCUCAUUCGCAUGUAAAAUCUUUGAUUACGUGAGGCCCAAAGACUGGCGCGUGAUCCUCAGAACCAAAAAGGCAAAAUAAUCUCGCUUAAGUAAACAGCUCUACUUCCGCGCAGUGUUUCUCUCUCGACUUGCUGUUUCAGUUGCCGACAAUUUAAACAGAAAGUUAAUACUCAAGAGGAAGAAAAUUGGAAAAGUCGAUUGUUAAUGAAAAAUUUGACAUGGUGCGAUGACUUCCUUAUAACAUAUUUUAACAGGGGCUCAACAAAGAAAUGUAUCUUUCUUUAAUUGUUUUAUUUUCGGAAAAAAAAAACUAAAUCAAAACAAAAAAAAACAUUUCAAAAGUGCAAUAGCAAUUUUCAAACUGGAUACAUGUGAUUCGCAAAUUAGCCCGCGGAAAACCUGAAUUAGCAAUCCGUGAAGUAGCCAUAUUAUGUUCGUUCGACAUCGGAUUUUUACAGUUUACAACAAUUUUAUGUUUUCGUUCAAAACAUUUAGAUCGUGAGUUCCAAAAGAUAGGCAAUGUGUUUGAUUGGUAACACUGUAUGCCUCUGCUAAGAUACGUGACAAAAUUUUAAAUCAGUUUUUGUGUUGAAAAUAAAUAAUCGAUUUCAUUCAAAUAACAAUGAAAAGCAAGUUUGUCGGCUGUAGUACAUUUGAUUGUCAUUCUUAGUUUUAUUUAUUAACGAUUUUACAAGGUUACUUUAACACAUUCAUUUCACUUUUAUCGCAACAGAAUUUUUAAUGUUUACGUAAAGCGAAGAAAUAAAUCUAAACUGUGCCACAAGCUUUCUGGAUGAUACUUCUCAUUCCGAAAAUACACCUUGUCAGUGGUCUUAAAGAGUUAAAUGAAUUGGUAAUGUAUGAAAUCAUUCACGGGUUCAAUUUUUGUAUUCUUUGUGUUGGCGUGGUCGACAUCUCUUAGUUUCCUACAAUGAAUCUGUUUGACACUUUGACAGGCGGCGACAAAAGAAACCCAGACUGAAUGACUGAAAAUUGUUACGAAUCUAAACAGAGGUACAGAUGUCACAAAGUCAACAGUGGAAGGUCAACAGACGCAUAGGUUACUAAAGAUUUGAUCAACGCAAAUAAUGAACAGAGGAAAGCUUUGAUCACGUCCCUUUUCCCCUCUAAUUUUGUCCUGUUUUUUCUUUUUAAUUAGCGGUGUCGUAUAAAAACAGGUUUAUUCGUAUUAACCGAGGGGAUUUGUUCUCACCUGAAAGUGUUGACAGCUUUCAUCACUUGACCCGCUUUAAGACGUCACAGGGAUUGCUCAAUAACAGGCUUGAUACAGUGUUACAAAUUUAUUUUGAACACGGCAUGGACUGUAACAAAGCUAAUUACAGCAGAUACUUUCAAACUGUAACCUCCAUGGAUAAGAACAGUACCUCGGCCCCUGGACUCGGGUCACAAGCUCGUCUUCUUGAAGGUUUUGGUUUAUCAAUCGUUCUCUUGGUCUCGCUGGUGUUAAAUCUCUCCGUUUGUGCGAUUAUCUGGCGAACAAAAUCACUACGUGAGAAGGCGACUAAUACAUUUGUGGCAAACCUGUGCAUCGCUAAUUUGUUACUGACUGCCUGUGUGAUUCCGUUUAGCUUGGUGACCAUCGUUGAAGAUGAACAUGCAUCUUAUUCAAAACUUUUUUGCCAGGUAGGACUGUCAAUAUUAUUGGAAUCAAUUUGAAUUUUAACAUGUUUCAAUGUAAUAGUUUUCACGAGGCAUUGCAGUUCUGUUGCGAAACGCUUUUAAUAUUUAACAAGGUUACCACACGAGAGAUCAGUAAUCAGUUAACUUAAGUUUUUUUCUUAGUGCAAAUCGCUGCAAAAUAUAUUUUUUUAACUAUUUGAAUGCAGUGUUGCCGCAAAUGCUUUUAUAACUCGAAUAUUGAAUGAACUAAUUUUGUAUGUGGCAACCAAGUUUUUUCUCCUCGUCCUUACGGUGUUAGUAGUAAGUGAUGGGCGAGCCAUUGUAAACUGGAAAUUUAGCGUACCUUAGCCGACCAAUUGUUGCUGAACAGGUAAAACUGUAUUUUACAGUUUACACCACACACAAACAAACAAACAAAGAUAAACAAACAAACAAAAACCGCAACUAUGGUAAGACUUCGAAAAAAGUGACAGUGCGUAACACAAAGGACCAUGUCUACUAGAAGCUCGUAUUUGGGACCAUCUUAGCUGGCAACAAUACAACCUGCGUCUCUCUGCACCCUCUAUCUUCUUGACUGUUUCCCAACUGAAAUUCUACAUCAAUUAUGGUCGAACAAGAUUCCUUCUUUCCAAAAUCAAUUUUAGUUAUUGUUAGUAUGUUUUUUGGGGAUGAUGCUUGACUUGAAAAUUGUACUGAAUCUGCUUAUAUUUACGCAGCACACGAAAAGUAAAACUUCCUCAACACUUUGUAACCUAACAUCAGUAUGCAUAUUCUCCAUUCAUUUCAUAAGGUGCUGACAAGGAGAAUUUGUGUAACAAUCGAGAGUUUCUUUAGUUGGUGAUACACUUCCUUUAUUCUCAUGACCCUUACACUUGAUUCAAGGGUGACUCUGUAAGGAGAAAUUUUAAGCCAAUCAUUCUUGGGUGUCAGAGGUUAAGGCAACGGUGUACACAGGAAUACUGUAUUUGAUCAAUAAAAUCAAUUUUCUUUGUAUGUAUAAUUUUUCUUGUAACAGAUGCUUCCUCUAUUUUCAGGCAAAUGGUUUCAUAAGUGUUGUGUCGAGUGUUGCGAUUGUCAUGACUCUUUGUUGUAUAAGUCUUGAUCGAUACAUUGCAGUUACCAGGCCAACACGUUACAAGAUCAUUGUCACGGUCAAACGUGCGUGGUAUACUUUGCUAGUGGUCUGGGGACAAGGACUCUUGUACGCCACGUUUCCCAUAUUUGGUUGGUCCAGGUACGAGUAUCAUCCGGGGACUUUACACUGUUCACCAGUAUGGACAUCAGAGUGUUCCCUGUACAUCUAUCUGGCAGUGGUGGGAUUUGGAAUUCCAAUGACUGUCAUGGUGUUCACGUACAUUCGUAUUUUCUUCGUCAUACGUAGACACGCGCGCAAGGUUUCCACUGUCAAGCGAACGCGACCAAAGGUUAAAAACAAUAAUUGCAAACUGAUUUCUGUGAAACAAAGAGGGAGUGUACAGCCACACUCGACUCAAAAUUCAUCGAAUGAGGACAAGUCCUCGAGUACGGCCGACAAGCUAAACUCUUCAGCUGCAAAUGAGCAAAUGUUAUGUAGCUCUACGGCAAACCUUUCAGAGUUAGACAGCUGUGCCAAGCAAUUUGAACUGAAUGCGAAAACUGGCGUGGUCAGUGGUUUAUAUUUGCAAGAAGGCGAAAAAGUACUCUUCGCUACUGAACUGCCGUCUGUUAACACUUGUGACCAUGGAGCGCAGUCAAACAGCAGCAACGAGCCUUCAGAUGUCCAGCGGAGCAAACGUAGUUUAAUUCACGUUACAAACACGCUCAGAAAAUUCUGGCCGCGAAAACACAGGCGCAACCAACGACCGUUAUCCAGAGAAUUCAAAGUAGCAAAGACUGGUGUGCUGCUGUUGUUUAUUUUCAUUGUCUUGUGGUUACCUUACAUGGUCGUGCAUAUCUGUUCCUCCGGAGUAAAAGCUCCACCAACUGUGUUUCGAUUGACAAUGUGGCUUGUGUUCAUGAACGGGGUUUUGAAUCCUAUAGCUUAUGCGUUGGGCAAUUCGACGGUGAAAAUGAAGUUUCAACAGAUGUUCGCCACGGUUUUUUCUCUGUGCUGCAAGUGUAGGAGGACUGUAGAACAGCGAGCGACUCCUCGCAUGUCAGAAAGAGUCUGAAUAUUUUUCUCCACGUUCAAACAUAUUUGCUUGGACAAACGUUUAUCGGCAUCGAAGGUAUAGUCACAAAGACACGUCUUGAAGAGGGGCGAUGAACAUCUCUCCACCGCCAAUAUUUCCUCUCACGCUUUCUCUACCCUCCUGUCCCAGCUUAUCUUUCCCCUUCUUAUCGCUUUCCACCCCCCCCCCCCAGCUACAAUCUGUUCAGGAAUUCUGAACAAUUUAAUUUUAUUCGACUGAACUGAAGGAGUCUUUUAAAUUUCUGAAAAACGGCUUUAUUGCCAACAUGAUUGAUAGGAGACCCAAAUGCUUAGCUGAGCUAACGUAAUACACGAAUUACUUUCAAAUGACUUAACUACAGUUGCCAGGCAAUUGGAAAAAGAUAUGACCUAUAUUAACUGUGUUUGUUAGGGUGCAGUAUUCUAUAGCUUAGCCACAAAAAACUACUGUACUCCUGCUGUGACUUAAAUGGAAUUAAUAUAAUUUAACAAAUAUGUAGGAAACAUCUAGCCAAUAUUGUAGACAAAAUAGUCUGUGACAACUUGGAGGACUCGUGUACAAUCGAAAACAAAAAUGCAAAGCAUUUGAACAUAAUCACGGAGCGCAAGUAUUUCCUUCGAGAGCUUCGUCGAGCACUGUCCAAAAUAGUCACCUCGAACUUGACUGAAAUCUUAAUGUUAGUCAAAUCCCAUUUCUCUCAAAUCCCCUAAGAACAUUUGUAGUUUCAAAUUCCACUUACGUUGUAUCCUUCAGAGAGGAGAAAAAAAUAUAAUGUACACAUUAAGAUAGUCAGAGUGAUAUGUUAAAAAAAAAAGAUCCGUCGCGAUUGAAACACGUAAAGCCAGCGGCUUCGUUUGUUGAUUGUUCCGUUUUGACCUCACCUCCUCUUUGUAAUUUACAAAGCAUUGUUAUCUUUGUAUCAUCCUAAUAGAAAAUUUUUAAAUUUAACUGUGACUCAAAAUUUAGUUAUCAGUUGAUUUACAUAUGAACACGCAGUUAUCUAUCUCUGAAAAUACUAUUUUUGUCUUAGUGCCUCACGCGUGAUUUCUAUAUCAGUGACGCAAGCCACAUAAGCUAAUGCCUUUGGACAUGUUUGCAGCAAAGUAUAGCUACAACAGUUCUGAAGAGUAAUUUUAUUGUUGUCAAAAUGCGCAUAAAUUAUCCACACUAACUCUGAAAACACUAUUUUAUUUUCUAAUUCAGCCGAUGUUUUGAUCUAAAGGGUCGACAAAAUAAGCUACAUUUCACCGUCCACUCUGAAAAACAAGGCGGCCGGCUAUUCCGAAUGCUUAUAGCUCAAUUUUCAGCAUGGAGGCAUAAUGUUGGUGCUAAAUUUUUAUCACAGUCCGGUUUAUUUAAAAUCUUUUAGACAUCUCUACCAGAACUCUACUUGUCCUACUUCCCAUCGGCAAAGCAAGGAAGUCGAAGUUGUGCGUUAUCGAUAUCUGUCUAGCCGUGGGAAUUUAGAAAUAUUUGACCGACAAGUGUUUUUAAAAUGAAUAGAUGCAAAAAAAUCGAGGCGAAUUAAUGUACAGUUUUCACAAAUGCAGUUAUUUUUCAUUGUUAAGAUGAGGGAGGAUCAAAAACUGGCCUAUAUAAAACACGAUUUCCCCGUAAACUUCCUCCUCGGCAAAGACACUUGCCGGCACAAUACACUAAAGUGAUCACGUGACCUCUAAUCCGCUUUUAUUGCCGGCGAACCAGUGGCUUACUUUUGUAUCAGUAAUACUAACAGUACCAAGCUUUUACAAUGGAAAAAAGUAUAAACUCAUUUCUCUAUUUUAAAGUGUUUUUUUCACCUUCUCUGAUUGUAAGGGAAAGACUAUUAUUGACUUAAACGCAUCGCACAAAUUCAUUACCAUUUCAAAAUGUUACCGCUUUUGUUUUCUUUUCUAAAAUGUAAACAAUUGGCACUUUUACCAGUCUGAAAAAACAGGCCAAAAAUAAGCCUCUAAUAACUAUGUUUGAAUUACAUUAAGUUUCAUGUCAUUGGCCGAGCAAGGUUGUUUUUCUCCUUUGCUGCAAAAUGAGUAUGUAAACUUUUCACGACUGUGUUAUUGGCAUCCUUUGCCAGCGGCUAAUUAGACACUGAAAUAUUCAGAUUAGAGAUAGUGAUUUCCUGAAGAUUGUACACAUUUGGCAUAAUGAGUGUUUCGUAAUGACAAGUUGCUAUUAUCGGUAGCCAAUCUUGAGCGUUCUUUUGAAAAUUGUUACAACAAGACCAUUGAUCGGUGAAUGAUUCCUCCCGGAAACCUUCGAGUCAUAAAACGAUUUCUCUCGUUUAGCUACAGGAAAUAUCCUUUCAAGUGCUUGUUCAACAAAAACCGUCAAUAUUCAACAGUAUUCUACGCCAAAACGAGCAUUAGACAUUUACAGUUGAUUUUGGCCGACGAACUUUGUUUGCCGCACUCGCCGCCAAAUGGCGGAGCUUACUGAGAAAGAUGACCCCGUUACUUCGUCUAUUUUACACUUCGUUCAAGAAGUCUUUCUCGUAUUUUUCAUAGCCGCAGCCAUUGUACUUAACUUUUCUGUAGUUUAUGUUAUUUGCAGAAACAAACAUCUCAGGAAGAUCACCACUAAUAUAUUCAUUUUAAACCUGGUUGUGUCUAACGCGUUAAUGGCAAUAUUUGUGAUGCCACUGAGCUUGGUAACGUUUAAAAGAUUGGGUUGGACCAUUGAUUCAUCGCUUUGUAAGGUGAGAGGAAUUUUUUUAAAUUUUAAUCAGCUUUUCACAGUUUCUUCGCUAACAAAAUAUUGAAUAAUGGAAUUCCCAGUCGGAAAAAGAAGCACGUUUUUCAUUAUUUCAGUAGUUUACGUAACUGGGAAAACUUUGUUAAUGUACCAGUCAUGCCAAGCCAGCUGCAAGGCGUUCUUUUCUACCAUUGUCAGUUCUGCUUGCGAUGAGACCUACACGGGAAAAAUCGCCUUCAGCAGUAUGUUUGAAAACUGAAUUGUAAACAUCCUUUUGUUAGGGACUUGUAUGAUAACGAAAAGAAUUCUUCUGCUUUGUUUAACUCUCUCAUUUGCUUUGGUCUGUAGUUGUUAUUUUGUACCCAAAAAGGAAAUAGGUGACCAUGGGUAGUGAAAAAUUAAAGUUUGCAAAUUAAAGCAGAGAUGGUCUACCCGACUAUAGAAAUAGAGAAGUGCUAAAACUUUUCACACUUAAGAAAUUAAACAGAAAUUUGUCAUAAAUAUUCAAUCGCUUCACUGCCUGAAAAUUAUUUCACCAACAUGCAAAUUAAAAGAGAAUUUUUUUUUCAGUUUUCUAACUGAGAUUAGCCGUACAGAUUUUGACGUCAAAGAAAAAAAAAAGAAGUAAUCCAAAAAGAUGUCUGCGGAUUAGAUACUAGUCAUUUUAGUCAGUGCAAAUAGGGAACUCGUUUAUAUUGUCAUCCUAUGUUCGUGACGAAAGUUUAUCUCUGGAUGAACAAACAAAAUAGCGAAAAAAUUCAUUUUCAAGAAACGGAAAUUUGAGCACCUAAUGGUUUGAGAAUUUACCUUAUUCAAAAGCGGCGCUCACGAAUUCCAUGUUUUCGAUUGUUAAUGUGAGAUAAAACACUUCAUGACAUAUCAGGCGAAAGGAAAUGGCUUAAUCUUAUUACUGAUAACUUAAAAUCGUUUUUGAAAAUCCCGUAGGAGGCAGGUAUUGCUUGAUAUCGAAUCCUACGCAUCGCUAGAGGUAAAUAUUCAUAUCGGGAGCAAAGAGGAAGGAAGAGAAUCUCAUCAUCACAUUUCCUUAACGAAAACGAGAUUAUACGGCUUUUGUUUUAACCAAAGAUACGGAUUCGAAGACCCUGAUUGUUUCAUGGCAACAUAAAACUGUGCAAAUUCCAAUUCUAUAGAGAAUAAAAUGAAGGGCCAUUAUGUGCCACUUUCUGAGUCUGUUCACCAAGGAGCUCCAGCGCGUAAGCUCUAGGAAAUCCAACAAGCUGAAGAAAUUUGUUUAUCACACUUUGGCUAUACGUCAGUCGAUACGCAAAGUGUAUUUUGCGCGAGCAAUUACUUGCAUUAUGUAAAAAUUCGAAUGAAGUGAAGAGCGUCGAAAAAAAUAAAAUAAAAUAAAAUAAAAAACUGCACUGUUAGGCGCAGCUUGGUCUAAAUACCGUUUUAAUCAUUUGCCUGUUAAUUACAGAUGAAUGGAAUUUCCAGUACUAUGUUGUGCUUUGCAUCCAUCUCAACUCUAUGCUGCAUCAGUGCUGAUCGAUACUUAGCAGUGGUCAAACCAAUGCGCUACAAGCAUGUGCUAACCCCGAGGAGAGCGUUCUGCAUGCUCAUGCUGGUUUGGUUAGGGUCUCUGUCUCUCGCUUGUUUGCCACUGAUCACUAACUACGAGUUUCACCCAGGAACGAACCACUGCUCUCCUGCAUGGCAUCGUAGCUGUGAAUUAUACGGAUUCAUGACUGUUUUAGCUCUCGGAAUACCUUUAGUAACUCUUCUUUCCACUUAUGGUAUGAUAUACUCGUCUGUGCGUAAGCAUGCAAAAAGAGUUUCUCAUUGGAGGGUUUCAACCAGUGGCGCAAGUGGGCAGCGGGACAGCACGUGCGUACGAGAAGCUGAAAUCACGGGACAUGAAAUAGACUCGUUUCUCUCUAAUUCAGCGCUUGAUGAGGAACAUACAGAACGUAAUUUGAGUAGAUUCAAAAAGUAUGUAGAUCAGAACAAUUCGGAAAAGUUCAUUGCACCUUUACGAGAUUUUGGAUGCAAAGGAGAAUCUUCUAAGUCAGAGAUUCCAGACAGACAUCAAGACAAAAAGUUUCGAUCGUAUUCCGCAGGAUGCGAGCACGCUAGAACGGACGAGAAUAUUCCUCCUUUCUCCUUACGAAUGAAGUUAGCUGAGGAAGCGGAUAAUGAGCCUGCGAGACCGCGAUCGUGCUCUGUCAGCGUGAAAUUUUCUGUCAGUGAGCUCGUACCAGGAACAGUUUCACCUUUUUUUUGCCCGCAUGACCUGGAAGGAGAACAAUUCCACAGAUCGCUGAGGAUGAGUAGUUAUUGUAUGCUGAAGGAAAAAAGCUUUACUUUUCCAGAGCCAAAGUCGUGUAGCUCUUUAGAAUUGCGCCAGACCAUUGAUUCAAUCAAGGAAGGAAUGCCUUCUCAUUCAAUUAGUUUUACGGUAACCAGCGCUUCCACUCCUGCUGUAAGCCCUGACUUAAACAUUCCAGUCCCAUUUACUUUGAACAGAGUUAUUUUGCCAGAUCAGAGGUCUUCAGGAAACUAUAAUGAAACGUCACAGUUUUCAGAUGAGUCGAAACAAGCGUGGAAUUCAAAAACCAGUCCUAACCAUCUUCAGUUACCGCCCACCCCCAUGCCUAUUUUUGUUAAACCUGUCAAUCCGGAUGAACCCGUCCAUAGUAGGAAAGCAAGUUUACCAGAGCUGAUCUCUCGGCCGAAAUCUCGUUCGCGAUCUCUCAGUUUUGGAACGUUGUAUGACGCAUCUGACAAGAACCCCACAUUACUUAAAGCACCUACCACGCAGAAAAUUAGUUCUCCCUUAUUACGACUUCGUGCCAUUUCAAAAUUUAAAAGCAAACUUCGUGUUAGCGUCGUACCACGCGAGUACAAGGUGGCUAAAAUCGGGUUCAUUCUCGUGAUGGUUUUUUUCUUAUCUUGGGGUCCGUACAUGAUGGUGCAUAACUGUCAGCCCUCCUCCAAGACCCCUCUGUGGGUGUACCGAAUAGCCAUGUGGUUGGUGUACUUGUCGUGUGUAUUGAAUCCUAUUGUGUACGCAUUAUCAAGUAAACAUAUCAGAACAGCUUUUAGCAACCACAUGAAGUGCUGUAAAAGGCUAAACGCUCGUAUAUCGAUGCGUCGUGCGCGACCAAGAGCGGCAACAAUAGCCUGA
Pocillopora meandrina is the source of this 13354-nucleotide messenger RNA. NCBI's taxonomy places the organism in Eukaryota, Metazoa, Cnidaria, Anthozoa, Scleractinia, Pocilloporidae. The record is from the annotation of a GenBank genome assembly.